Messenger RNA from Lindgomyces ingoldianus, 612 nucleotides. RefSeq lists its product as uncharacterized. The transcript is spliced from 6 exons. NCBI's taxonomy places the organism in Eukaryota, Fungi, Ascomycota, Dothideomycetes, Pleosporales, Lindgomycetaceae. Bases 1 to 612 code for a protein of 203 amino acids. The record is from RefSeq and is a predicted model, not a curated record.
AUGGACCUGUUAUCUUGUUGUCUGAAGGACUUCGGGAAGAUUGUCACGGAAAUCUCCUUCAAAACAUUAAAUCAUGAUGGUAUUGAGGGCGAGUUCGUGCUCGAUGAGGAGUUCUGGACUAGGUCUCUCUUCUUUCGCCCAAGUACAGGAGCGAUUAUUGCGGCAAAGAAACACGUAGUGGCGGAGUUGAAUAAGAUGAAAGGCUUCUCGGAGCUGUCCAAGUUAUUUCGCCUAACGGCAACCAAGAACGGUUAUUUUCUUAGACUACCCUACUUUGCGCCGGAAACGGUCGAGAAGAUUUUGGGACUUCCGUUCGGCGAUAUGACUGUCCGCAACAAGCUUGAUGCCCUCAAGCAAAGAAAAGAAGGUGAAAACAGUGGGGAGCUAUAUACUUCACACGAUCUGGCACCUAUAUUUGGAGCCGUGGUGGAAAUCAAUGCCGAAAGCUAUUCUCCAUUUAAAGACGAAUGGCGUUUGAGGAUGGCGAGAGCGAGUGUAAAUGCCGCCGAACUUGCAUGGGAUUUGAUGGGGAGUAGCAUCACGAGAGAGUCAACUCUGUGCGGAUGUAUCAUUUGGGGUUACAUCAGCAACGAGAAUGUCGAUCGUGGCUAA